Echinops telfairi (small Madagascar hedgehog) is the source of this 2660-nucleotide messenger RNA. RefSeq names its product A-kinase anchoring protein 5 (gene AKAP5). The record is from RefSeq and is a predicted model, not a curated record. The transcript is spliced from 2 exons. Gene Ontology annotation, molecular function: protein kinase A regulatory subunit binding; calmodulin binding; beta-2 adrenergic receptor binding. Gene Ontology annotation, cellular component: postsynaptic density; plasma membrane; dendrite membrane. Lineage: Eukaryota; Metazoa; Chordata; Mammalia; Afrosoricida; Tenrecidae. Gene Ontology annotation, biological process: positive regulation of adenylate cyclase activity. Bases 307 to 1548 code for a protein of 413 amino acids.
ACAGAAACCCGAUGACGCCUUAGCAAAAGAAGAACUGAGCAAAAAUCGAUCCCCACUGGAAUCUUUUUGAUAGAGCAAAAGUUGAUCUUUAAAGUAAAAAUCCAACCAGGAGCGGUCUUUCAUGAAGAAACGACAGCGUGACAUUGCAAGACACCGCACACGCAGGUACUUGGAGCCUGGCGACAACAACUGUAUGGCUUAAGACGAAAGGGAAGGAAAAGUCCAGGAAGGGAUUUGACUGUGGGCUGUUUUUGUCGGGGAGGAAAGCACGUCCUUCUCCCUAGGAGGCGAGCCUGUAGGGUGGCAAUGGAGACCACCAUUUCGGAAAUCCAGGUGGAACAGAGGGAGGAGAAGCCAUCAGCAGAGGCCAGUGCUCAGGACGGGAGGCCAGAGGACAGAGCCGCCGUGCUCUGCUUCAAGAGAAGGAAGAAAACUGCCAAAGGGCCCAAGGGCCCCGCGCCCUCUGGCGCCUCUGACCAGCGGCAGCCGCUGCGAGGGGCCUGGGCCUCCUUCCAACGCCUGGUCGCGCCCAGGAAGCGGGCAGCGCCUUCAAAGCCGCCCAAGCCCGUGAAGGCCACUAGUCAAUCUGGAACCAAGGCCGAGGCUGCGGGUCCUUCCAAGAAAAAGGCAACAUCCCGACUGAAAAUUCCCUGCAUCAAAUUCUCAAGCGGUCAGAGAAGGAGUCCCUCUGAAGCCGCCGGCGAAGACGCAGCCGGCAGCCUGGGAGGCCAGCCGGAGGCUGAGCAUCUGCCCCCGAGCGCUCAGGCCCCAUGGACCGCGGGGACCCCGGGGCCCAGGCCCACCCCGGAGCCCAGGGAGGGUGUCCCCCCGAAAGAUGGCGACGAGCCAGCCGAGGCACGUGUGGGCCACGCCGGGGCUGCUUCGGGAAAGAAAAUGGUUUCCGUGGAGUUGGGCUUAGAGUCGGAGCAUCCCACUAUUCCACCAGAAACUCCCCAUCUUGAAAGCGAUCCCGAGGCAAGCCAGGAAACGCCGGGCGGUGGGCCCGAGCCUGCAAGUCCGAAGGAGGCUUCCGACACGCAGCGUCCGCUCCCGGGGCCUGCCGAGCCGCCUCCCGCAGCUGCGAGCCCGGAGCAGCCUGCCGGGGCCGGGGCCCGGGCCGGAGGAGCCCCGCGGGAAGGCCCCGGGAGAGGCGCGGUGGCAGCGGAAGAGGGUGAGCCCGAGGGUGCGCCCGCGAGCACGGGCGGGCCAGCGAGGGAAGAGAACGAGGUCGAGCAGGAGCAACGCCGAUCGGAGGAAAGCAAGAGGAUGGAGCCCAUUGCCAUCAUCAUCACGGACACGGAGAUCAGCGAAUUUGACGUCACGAAAUCUAAAAAUGUCCCUAAGCAAUUUCUCAUCUCCAUCGAAAGGGAGCCGGUCGGGGUCUUCGCCAACGAUGGUGGUUAUGAGGGUCGAACUUCAGAACAAUACGAAGCGCUCUUAGUAGAGACGGCGGCUUCUCUGGUCGACAAUGCCAUCCAGUUGUCUAUAGAACAGCUCGUGAACGAAAUGGUCUCCGACGACAGCAAAAUAAACAACCUCCUACAGUGACUUCCAGUCUAGUGCAGGAGGGAAGUCAGGCUCCACGAGGACGUAUGUGACAGAGUUGUGGCAUUUGGGGGAAUCAGUUUAUCAUCUACGGCAUUUAAAGGUACCACUCCAACCUGGAAGUCCUGAAGAAUGAAUCGAGUGUAUAAAGCCCUCCCUGCAGAAUCAACUACACUUCCACUGCAGGGCAGCGCCCUGGACGGCAGGAAGGCAGUUGUGAGCAGGACCAGGUGACAUCAGGAGCUGCUACAAUGGCAUGUGGAUGGCUGCUUUGGGCAAGGAAAGCAUACUCCGUGAGCACUUUAUGUCAUAAGUGCUUUUAUCAACUGAUGUCAGAAAAUCUGAUGUCCUUUUGAUAAUUCAAUCCUGUGUAUAGGCUGACAUUGCUUUCCGUUUUAAACUUUUUUUGUUCUCUCACAGUGCAUUUUUAUAUUGUUUAAAAUGGUGAAUACGCUGAGCUUCCUUUCCUGAAUGUGUGAUUUAUGGUUGUGACAUUCCCGGGCAAUGAUCUUACCUCAAAAUACGGAUUGCAUUUUCCCAAUCUGAAGACAACGAACAGAAGGAGGAGAGAAUACUGUUUUUCAUCCAUGACCAGGAAAACAUCCUGACUUACAAGGAUCCCAGACCACACAGGAUCCAUCUUGAAGAACUGUUCAGCAGCCCCUCCUGGAAGAAAGGGGGAUGGGUCCAAGGCCAGCCUGGCAGUAAAUGCCCUCUGGAAUCAUAAUCAUUUAGUAAAAAUAUGACUCACUCUCAACCAAGAAUGAGCCGGAAUAGUGAAACGUUAUUGUUAAAGCAUGCAUCUUAAAUGCCAGCAUUCGUUCAUGGUGCCUAUGUGUUGAGAGAGAUAAGAGAAAACAUUUUAUCUGGGGAUAGCUCAUCAGUAUUUUCAAUCCACCUAAUCUGUGGCCUAGAGUCUCUGAAAGCCACAGGGGUGGCUGAGUCAGAAUUGACUGAAUGGCAGUGAGGUUUCUGGUUUGUUUUGAAUCUUUUACUUAAAAAGAGGGAGGAGGUGGCGAGGGGAGAGAACUUUACACAUGAGAAGAGUUUGUAUUUUUAUUCAGUGUCUAAAAGAGGAGCAUUUGAUCUCAUCAGUGAUAGCAUUUUUUAAGAAA